Messenger RNA from Penicillium angulare, 1710 nucleotides. RefSeq names its product Zn(II)2Cys6 transcription factor. Lineage: Eukaryota; Fungi; Ascomycota; Eurotiomycetes; Eurotiales; Aspergillaceae. Gene Ontology annotation, cellular component: nucleus. The record is from RefSeq and is a predicted model, not a curated record. The coding region runs from base 1 to 1710 and encodes 569 amino acids. Gene Ontology annotation, molecular function: zinc ion binding; transcription cis-regulatory region binding; DNA-binding transcription factor activity, RNA polymerase II-specific. The transcript has 6 exons. Gene Ontology annotation, biological process: positive regulation of transcription by RNA polymerase II.
AUGCGAUCGACCGACGCUGCAUGUUUGACAUGUCGCCAAAAAUCAAGACGAUGCGAUCGUGCUCGGCCGAUGUGCAAGCGCUGCAUCAGCAGGGGACUGCAAUGUGGCGGGUAUCCUGACAAGUUUCGAUUUUGCGGGAUUGCCACCCGAGGAAAGUGGAGGAAUCAGAAUGUGCCAGUCGACCAAGUUGCUACAUCCCCAACAACUCAAGUCCAAAAUGCGUCAAAUGAUACUUCUCCUGCGCCAAGCACUCGUGACGAAUAUCCCACUUCUCCAGAUAACUCUACACCCAGUGAUGAGCAAGAAAUCAAGAGAGUUCUUGCUUCUGCGGAGACUGGAAUGCUCAUUACACAUUAUGAUCGUGUGAUCUGUCCCCAUCAAAUAGCCCUCCGUGUCGAAAGCAAAAACCCUUAUCGGGUCUAUGUUCUCUCGCUGGCUUACGAACAGAUUGGACUGUUACAUGCCGUGCUUGCAUUAUCAGCCUGCCAUUUUGGUCAUCUGAAUUCGAACAAACAUUUCCAUGAAGCGGUUGCUGUGGAUUAUCGACUAAAAGCUAUUGCUGAGCUUGGCGUUGCAAUUAGAAAAGUAAGCUCGGGAGACUUCAACGAUAGUGAUCGAGAUGGCGUGUUCGCUACGAUCCAAAUUCUCCUCCUCCAUGAUAUCUGCGAAUCGGGUGUCUCCUUGCACGGGGCUCAUAUAUCCGGUGCUAUGUCUAUAUGUUCCCAGUUAAAGCUGGACCAACGGCUGACUGUCUCUGAUGAGAGAACAGUUUUCUUUCUGGGAAAUCUGGCUUGGCUAGAUAUCAUCCGGUCCUUUUCUGCCCCAGAGAGACUUUGCUUUCCUCAGAAACUUCGCGAAAAGCUACUGUCUCUAUGUGACUUACGAUUUGAGUCGGUCAAUGGCUGUCCACGAGAGCUAGUCUUGGUGAUUGGCAACGUGCUUGAGCAUACGAAAGCUCACUCGACAGGCAGAAUAAGUACGGAAGUCUUUCAAAAUGUUCUGAAGGGCUCGAUCCAAAAGUUCUAUCUUUGGGAUAGCUCUCGUUGCUUCUUUCCAGACGCAAAUUCACUUUGGCUAUCGGUUGCCGAGGCCUUCCGCCAUACCUGUAUCCUCUCUACUAGACGCCUCCUCGAUGAUACUGAAUCAGCUUUUACGCCCCACAUACAAGAGUCGGUGAAUCAGAUUCUAGACUCAAUCUCGAAUAUUCCAGCUUCUAGUCCAUUGAUUGAACUCUUGGUACUUCCACUUUUUAUAGCAGGUGCCGACUGCCUUUCUCAGCAUUCCCGGCAUUACAUCAUGUUGCGAUAUGCAGAGAUCAAAGCUAGAUCUGAAAUGGGAAUUUAUGCACCACAGGACAUUCUUGAGAAGGUUUGGCAAGCACGGGCACAACAGUCAAACCAUGAUAGAAACAAUGUGCCAUGGAGACCUUUUCGAGGAUUGUCACAAGUUGAUCUAGAAAAUGGCCGCAACAACAUGCUUGAGCAGUUCUUUGUAUUUCAACAGGAAGAGCCAGAUAAAUCGAACGACAUACGUAUUGCGUCGAUGACUGCUAGGAAAAGGUUUGCCGGAAAUGACUCAACACAUCUGUCUAUCUUGGCCGUCCUCUACUACCACACCCUUGGAAACCUCGAUGCCAACUUGAAGGAGCAGCUGGUAGGCGAUACCAUAACCUUGAACAAAUCACAAAAUUCCGCAUGGAACUGUCUUUGA